Molecule: messenger RNA, 4288 nt
Organism: Scylla paramamosain (green mud crab)
Lineage: Eukaryota; Metazoa; Arthropoda; Malacostraca; Decapoda; Portunidae
Product: basic proline-rich protein-like
Exons: 2
Coding region: 197-2983 (928 amino acids)
Source: RefSeq, a predicted model, not a curated record
GCUGCUGGGAGUAUCCUUGAGAGGAGGCGACGAGAGCUCGGCGGCGCGAUGUGUUGGUCAGUCCAGUGCUCUGGUCGCUCCUGAACACACGGCCGGUCGCAGGGACUCACUGCCGUCACCUUCACUCAGCCGCAUCUGCUGCUACACCUCAGCAAAACCUUCAUCUUAGGCAGCUUGAGCUUUUACUUGGUGAGUCAUGAGACAGCCGGUGUUAUGGAUGGUGGCGACGGUGGUGGUGGCGGUGGCGUGGGUGGGAGAGGCGGCUCCCCGCAGCCACCCUAUUAGCAGGGUUCGCAGGGACAGCGAUUGCGACACGCCUUCCGACGCCGACCGCAGCCUGCAGGACCUGGGGCAGCAGCAAGGCGCCGAGUUGGCAGCCGCAGGAGGCUCAACCCUGCCAAGCCCAGGCAUGCCGCUCCCACCACUUGCCUCUCCCCCUGCUGUUCCAGCCCUUCCACCCACGAUGGCAGCCCCUGCCGUACCAAUCCCUGCCCAGCCAGCUCCUGCCCCACUAGUGGCCCCUGCCCCAGUUGUCCCUGCCCCAGCUGCCCCUGUCCCACUAGCAGCCCCUGUCCCACCAGCAGCUCUUGCCUCUGCCGCAGCAGCUCCUGUUCCUCCAGCAGCCCCUGCCCAUACAAUGGCUGCUCCUGCCCCUGCUGCCCCUCCAGCAGGCCCUGCUCCUACACUGGCUGCCCCUGCCCCUGUCCCUGCCGCCCCUUUCCCAGCUGCCCUUGCCCCACCUGCCCCUGCCCCUAGAAUGGCUGCCCCUGCCCCUGCCCCUGCUGCACCAGCUCCUGCCCCUCCAGCAGCCCCUACCCCUACAAUGGCUGCCCCUGCCCCUGCCGCACCAGCUCCUGCCCCUCUAGCUGCCCCUGUCCCUCCGGCAGGCCCUGCUCCUACAAUGGCUGCCCCUGCCCCUGCUGCCCCUGCCCCAUCAGCCCCUGCUCCUACAUUGGCUGCUCCUGCUCCUGCUGCCCCUGCUCCUGCUGCCCCAGCCCCAGCUGCCCCUGCCCCACUAGCCCCUGCCCCUCCAGCAGCCCCUGCCCCUAGAAUGGAUGCCCCUGCUCCUGUUGCCCCUGCCCCACCAGCCCCUGCCCCUGCAUUGGCUGCCCCUGCUCCUGCUGCCCCUGUCCCACCAGCCCCUGCCCCUCCAGCAGCCCCUGCCCCUACAUUGGCUGCCCCUGCUCCUGCUGCCCCUGCCCCAGCUGCCCCUGCCCCACCAGCCCCUGCCCCUCCAGUAGCCCCUGCCCCUACAUUGGCUGCCCCUGCUCCUGCUGCCCCUGCCCCACCAGCCCCUGCCCCUCCAGCAGCCCCUGCCCCUACAUUGGCUGCCCCUGCUCCUGCUGCCCCUGUCCCAGCCGCCCCUGCCCCACCAGCCCCUGCCCCUCCAGCAGCCCCUGCCCCUACAUUGGCUGCCCCUGCUCCUGCUGCCCCUGCCCCAGCCGCCCCUGCCCCACCAGCCCCUGCCCCUCCAGCAGCCCCUGCCCCUACAUUGGCUGCCCUUGCUCCUGCUGCCCCUGCCCCAGCUGCCCCUGCCCCACCAGCCCCUGCCCCUCCAGCAGCCCCUGCCCAUACAUUGGCUGCCCCUGCUCCUGCUGCCCCUGCCCCAGCUGCCCCUGUCCCUGUCCCUAGAAUGGCUGUCCCUGCCCCAGCUGCCCCUGCCCCGCCAGCGGCACCUGCCCCAGCUGCCCCUGCCCCACUAAUGGCCCUUGCCCCAGCUGCCCCUGCCGCACCAGCCCCUGGCCCUAGAAUGGCAGCUCCUGCUCCAGUUGCCCCUGCCCCAGUUGCCCCUGCCCCAGCUCCCCUUGCUGCAGCUGCCUCCAUCUCUCCCCUCGCCCCAGGUUCUGGUGAGGUGUUCUCCCCCGCUGCCUCCAUAUCCUCGGGGACACAGCCCAGUCUUACAACCAGUCCAGUCCACGCCCAAAAGGCAGCCUCAUCCCUUGUGUCUCGGCAAGACUCUCGACGGGAUGAUGACGACGACGACGACGAUGAUGACACCGUAUCCACACCAUCUACAGUUUUGGUGCCCCCUCAUGCAGCUCUCCGCAAACAGGCCGCCCCAGCACCCGCCCCAGAACUGGCCGCCUCUCCCUCUCCCGCCUCCCCUGAUUCCGCUGAGAGGCUCAUGCCAUCUGCUCCUGCUGCUUCUGGUCGUCCCCUGGCACUGACUGCCCCUGCCUCACCUUCACCUGCUGCCCCUGCCCCAGCUGCUCCUGCCCCACCAGCUCCUACCCUUCCAGCAGGUCUUGCUCUUAGAAUGGCUGUCCCUGCCCCUGCUGUCCCUGCCCCAGCCGCCCCAGCUGCACCAGCCCCUGCCCCUCCAGCAGCCCCUGCCCCUACAUUGGCUGCCCCUGCUCCUGCUGCCCCUGCCCCAGCUGCCCCUGCCCCUACAUUGGCUGCCCCUGCCCCAGCUGCCCCUGCCCCAGUUGCCCCUGCCCCACCAGCCCCUGCCCCUACAUUGGGUGCCCCUGCUCCUACUGCCCUUGCUCCGGUUGUCCCUGCUGCACCAGCCCCAGCCCCUAGAAUGGCCGCCCCUGCUCUUGCCCCAGUUGCCCCUGCCGCACCAGCUCCUGCUCCUCCAGCAGCUCCUGCCCCUGUUCCUAAGCUAGCAGCUCCUGCGCCACCAGCAGUCCUUGUCUUAGCAGCUCAUCCAGCUCCCGCUUUCCCAGCAGUCAUGGCCCUCGCCUCCCCGCUGAACAAGCCUUCCAGUGAGAAGGUGUCGGUCUCAGCGUCCCUGCCUUCCGUGAAGCCACUGAAUGACCAGGUGAUGAUGCUGUCCUCGCUGGCAAUGGUGCAACACCCUGCUGCCAAAAUAAAUGACGAUGACGACGACGAUGACGACGACAAGCGCUCGAAGGCGAGGAUGCAUGGCAGUAGGCUUGCCAUCAAGACACCCCUCAAGGAAUGCAAAGGCAAGUGUAUGUUCAGGACCAGCGACGGCUCCUGCUAUCAAGACUACCUGUGUGCUUCCAAGAUGCUGUAGGCUUCUACACACACACACACACACACACACACACACACACACACACACACACACACACACACACACACGUUAUUAUGGGCAUUUCAAAGUAUAGCAACACACGCUUUAUAUCCUUAGAUUAACCAACCAAGCCAUAAUCUAAGAAUUAUAUCAAGUUAUAUCAUCCUUAACUUCUAAAAAAUAAUUCUGUAAUUAACGAAUAAACGAACAAGUAGGUAAAUGAAUGCCUAAGUGGCCCAAGGCAGAUAGUAGCAAAGGACAAGAAUGUUUGUCCGUCAGCCCGUCCAUUGCAGUAUCACUAGCCUUUCAGAUGCUGUCAGUAACGUUCAUUGUAGAUCAUGCUGUCAGUACCAUUCAUUGUAGCAUCAUAAUCAGGCUACCCAUGCUAGUUGCUGUAGCACCAUAAGUAAAAUGUAUUCGUUGUAGCGCCAAAUCUAGAUAUCAAUACCAUUCACUGUAACAUGAUUAGGCUACCAGAACAGCGCGCCAAAACAGUUAUCAACACCAUUCAUCGUAACAUCAUAAUACCAAUACUAUAUGUAGUAGAAUCAUAAAUAGCCUUCAUGUAGCGCCAAAACUAUUUAGGCUACCCAUACAAACAUUACGUCCUACACUUCACGAUUCACAAACUUAUCCACUGCUGUCUAUUAUCCUUUCUGCAUAGACCACAGCAGCACACUCAGGCCCACAUCACCACAUAGCACCAGCAUUCUUAUUUCCGUACCUCCUGCGCCAAGUUUUGUUAGGGCAACACUCAAUGGCGUACUGAAUACUGAUACUCCUUCACUUUAUACUUGAUGCAGUGCUUGUCAUUGAUAGGUCUGUUCUCGGUAGCGAUGAUUGGGGAACUAUUCGUGUUUUAAAAGUUAUUUAUUUAUUUUUUCUCUCAUCAGGACUAUUUUUUCAAGGGUUACAGAAAUUUGUCGGGUCCUCAUAGAUAUUAUUCCUUUUGACUUAUUAAAUUUUCUCUGCAGUCAAAAUAUUCGUAGAAAUCUCACAAGGUUGCACUGUAUUCUGUUCAGUUCUCGAGGUAGUGCGCAUUAUGGUUUUCAGUGCUUUCUUAUUUAUGAAGUGUAAUCAUAUUCAUGAUAUAAACACUUACAAACAAUUGUAUACAUGGAUUUGCUCAAUCAUUAUUAACAAAACUUUCAUAUUUACCCAAUACAAGAUCAUUCAUCACGUCCCCGACUCCAAGCUAUUUCUUGCUGUAUUUCAAGCAGUUUUCCCAUUCUUUGUUAUAUCAUGAAUAUGUUCACAUACCUUGUUAUAUUAUAGACAUGAAUAAAAUAUUCAUUGUUUAGUAUA